UUGUUGUGUUUAUGGAGACGCUGUGAGGAGUGAAACACACACUGAAGCUUUAGCUGCUGUAGGGAAUGGCUGAGGAGAAAACCGAAAGUUCACCUGAGGAGCUGAAGGAGAAACUUCACUUUUUGACUGACGAGAACGAGCGUCUCUGCGGUAAACUGGGCUCCACACAAAGCAAAGCGGCUCAACAUGCCGCCUCCAACCGGGACCUGAGCUCCAGACUGGUGCAGAGCGAACAGAACAAACUGAAGAUCUCCAAAGAUCUUGUAGAAGCUCAGAUUGAAGCCAACAAACUGAGAGAGAAGUAUGAGGCGGAGAUAUUUGAGCUGCAGAAUAAGGUGUUGUGUCAGGAAGGUGUGGUUUUGAAUCUGGAGGCGGAGCUCAGCCGCCUGAAGCGGGAGGUGGAGUCGGCAUCGUCACGGUUACUGAUGGCUGAGGAUAACGAGCGGGACAUGGCGGAGGAGUACACCAACCUGAAGAGUAACUUCCUGGCUGUGAGCGAGUGUCUGGAGCGAGAGAUCACACACUCACAGGAACUGAGCGAUGAGCUGAUCACACUCGCACACACACACGACACACUCCUGCGGGAGAAAGAGAGACAACACACACACACACUCGAGCUGGAGAGAGUCAAAGCUCUGCUGAAUAGAGUGUCACAAAGCAGAGUCAGGCCAGAGGAACUGAACCAAGGCUGCAAUGUUAUUGGGGACAGACAAAGACACAGGGCCCAGUACGAGCUGAGGGAGGAGCUGGAGAGAAUGAGGAAGAGUUAUGAAGAACAUCAACAACGACUUGAGGAGAAAAUUGCAGCUAUGGGGAAAGAGCAGCAGGAGAAUAAGAAAGCGAUCCGAAACACACAGCAGGAGAUCGUGCAACACUCAGCUUCACUGCUUGUCUCUCAGCACCAUCUGAAGGAGGUGGAGGCUGAAAACUCGAAACUCCAGAAUCAACUGAAGGAGCUGAAUCAGGAGUACAGAGCACGGCUCACACACUACAUACAUGACAUCACGGAGUGUAUGCGCAGAGAUGGUGAUGCAAGUGUGCAGCUGAAGGAGUACGUGGACUCCAUGUUGAAGGAGGUGCGAGUGUCGUAUCGCUCCAGAGAGGAGCAGCUGACCAGCACACUGAGAAACUACCGUAAACGUCUUCACAACCUCAGCAACACACACCAACUACUGCUGACUGCCUACAGAAUGCAGCGUGAGCAGAUUCUGGCACACACUGGGCAGGGACUGGAGGCGGGGCUACCUGAAGCACACUUCAACCCUGCAGAGGCGGAGCUUAAAGGAGAGACAGAGAGAGAACUGCAGAGGCUGAGAGAGGACAAAUCUCACCUGGAGACACAACUCAGAAUCGCACAAGAACAGGUAUCUCUGCUGUCACAGUCGUCUCAGAAUGUUGCGCUCACCGAGGAAGCCUGGGCCGACAUCAGGAAACAACUCCGAGAGAUCGCAGUCACUGCACAGGAGACACAUGAGAGAGAGCGUGCACAGCUCAUCACCAGGGCAACGGUUGCUGAGGAGCAGGUGAGGGAGCUGCAGGAGUAUGUUGAUAAUCACCUGGGCAGGUACAAGAUUGAAGUUACUCGGUUGAGGAGGAUGCUGCAGUUGGAGGCGGGGCGAUCACAGAGUGCUGAGGCCCUUAAGCCCCGCCCUCUACACCAGUCACACAAUAAGACUAGCUAUGAAUUAUAAACCCAAUGUUUAAUACAAAAGGCAAAAAUUAAAAGAGUACCAACAAUUGACACCAGAGUGAAUUUAUAGGUUUUAGCCACAUCACAAUUUCUCAACCACUUAUUACUGUCAGUGUGUAUUACCCACAAAGCAAGUGGAAAGCGUCCCGUUCGUGUUGAAGGUCCUCAUACAGAAUUGCUAGUUAGCUUGUUAGCUAGCUUGUUAGCAUUAUACUAGUAUACAGUGUGGUGUGGUGGAGUUAAUCUCACUGAAUUGUCUUCCUAACAACUUUUUAUUAUUAAACAUUCUGAAUUAUUAUCCAUUUAUAGUUACAUCUAAUGUCCACAGACAAGUUACCUCCUGUUCUCACUUACCUUAUAGCAGCUAUACACCGGUCAGCCAUAACAUUCUGACCACUGACCGGUGAAGUGAAUAAGACUGAGUAUCUCCUCAUCAUGGCGCCUGUUAGUGGGUGGGAUAUAUUAGGCAGCAAGUCAACAUUUUGUCCUCAAAGUUGAUGUUAGAAGCAGGAAAAAUGGACAAGUGUAAGGAUUUGAGCGAGUUUGACCAAAAGGGCCAGAUUGUGAUGGCUAGACCACUGGAUCAGAGCAUCUCCAAAACUGCAGCUCUUGUGGGGUGUUCCCGGUCUGCAGUGGUCAGUAUCUAUCAAAAGUGGACCAAGGAAGGAACAGUGGUGAACCGGAGACAGGGUCAUGGGCGGUCAAGGCUCAUUAAUGCACGUGGGGAGAGAAGGCUGGCCCGUGUGAUCUGAUCCAACAGACGAGCUACUGUUGCUCAAACUGCUGUAGAAGUUAAUGCUGGUUCUGAUAGAAAGGGGUCAGAAUACACAGUGCAGGACGGGUCAGGGCUGUUUGGGCAGCAAAAGGGGACCAACACAAUAUUAGGCAGGUGGUCAUAAUGUUAUGCCUGAUCAGUGUGAGCGCUGCUUUACAGAGAAACCAAGAAGAUUUCAGAAAACUUACAAGCGUUACAACUGAGUCUAGUUUCAACACAGAGUCCAUUUUUAAUGUGUUUCGUUUAUUUUCAGCUAAAUGUUUAACAUGAGAGCAGCAGCGCCCCCUAGUGUCCACAUCAUGCCUGUCAGUUUGGGACACAGCCACAGUGUAGUGAGAGGAAACUCAACAGGGUGAGAGGUGUGUGUGACUAAUCAUUGUGAUUAGUGUGUGUGUGUGUGUGUGUAAAAGAAACAGGGAGGGAGGGAGAGAGGAGGUGUGUACUCUUGAGAAACUAUGUGUGGAAUGUUUGUAAAGCUCAAGUUGAUUUCACGUAUCACAGAGAAGAAAAACCCACUUACAGGCGAGAAUAAUCUCAUUACAGACACACACACACACACACAGUAUAAGAUACUUCUCUGUACAAAAAGCAUGUAAGACAGACAGAGAAUACUCUUUUCUGAUUGGACGUCUUAAAUCACUAGAUCUAUUUCUAAUGUAAGUAUGGCGACGCACUUAAACAUGUAGAACAACAAUCAGAAAUAUGAAUGAAACUGAUCUGAUUCUCUAAACAAAAUAUUUUAAUUAAACACUAUAUUUUGGGAGUUUUGGGACACCCCUCAGGUGUUCAGGUGUUGUUUUUCAGGGGUUGGACUCAGCCCCUUAGUUCCAGUGAAAGGAACUCUUAAUGCUUCAGCUUCAUACCAAGACAUUUUGGACAAUUUCAUGCUCUUUGUGGGAACAGUUUGGGGAUGACCCCUUCCUGUUCCAACAUGACUGUACACCAGUGACCAAAGCAAGGUCCAUAAAGACAUGGAUGAGUGAGUUUGGUGUGGAGGAACUUCACAGAGUCCUGACCUCAACCCCAUAGAACACCUUUGGGAUGAAUUAGAGUGGAGACUGUGAGACAGACCUUCUCGUCCAACAUCAGUGCCUGACCUCACAAAUGACCGCGCUUCUAGAGGAAUGGUCAAAAAUUCCCAUAAACACACUCCUAAACCUUGUGGAAAGCCUUCCCAGAAGAGUUGAAGCUGUUAUACCUGUAAAGGGCGGGACAACUCCAUAUUACAUUCAUGUGCAUGGAAAGGCAGACGUCCCAAAACUUUUGAAUAGAAAGUGUACUAAUUGAAGCUACUGUUUCUGCCAGUAACAAUAAAACAAAUAUAAAUCAACAUUAAUCAUUAUAAAUAAUUAAAAAUUUGCCAAAUAAAAACCUAUAUUUAAAUAAUUA
Messenger RNA from Hemibagrus wyckioides, 3854 nucleotides. It is a transcript of the gene ccdc78, whose product is annotated as coiled-coil domain containing 78. The record is from RefSeq and is a predicted model, not a curated record. Gene Ontology annotation, cellular component: cytoplasm. NCBI's taxonomy places the organism in Eukaryota, Metazoa, Chordata, Actinopteri, Siluriformes, Bagridae. The coding region runs from base 66 to 1691 and encodes 541 amino acids. The transcript has 14 exons.